GCACGGUGGGGUGAUUCAGUGCAGGAAUAUUGACAGAAAAAGCGUGGACCCCCAAAAAGGACUUUUUGCCUUCUCUGAGACAUCAAGGAGACCAUGGCGUACGCCAGGACUCUCCGAGCCUCCUUACUGGUGAUUUUACUGCAAAUAUUCCUCAUCUGUUCUGCUCAGAGGGGCCCGGUUGGUCCCAGGGGGCCACCCGGCCCUCCAGGUUUUCCUGGCAUCGAUGGCAUUGAUGGAGAGAGGGGUCCAGGCCCUGGACUGGAUGGACCUCCAGGCCAAGAUGGAGACGAUGGAAAAAACGGUUCUAGUGGACUACCAGGAAAUCCGGGAGCAGACGGUGAGAUUGGGCCUGGUGGAGAUCCUGGCCCAGUUGGGCCCAUUGGACCAAAAGGUGAACCUGGCGAUCCUGGACCUAGAGGAAUUCCUGGGGCUGGAGAGGAUGGAGAACCUGGUGCAGAUGGAGAGGAUGGAUUGCCAGGAGAACUGGGCAAAGCCGGACCUCCAGGGAGCCGUGGAUUGAGAGGGUCUGUUGGACUUCCAGGACCAGCUGGACUGAGAGGCCCCCCUGGUGUUUGGAAUGGUGAAGAAUUGUGUCCUAAUGCCUGCACACGUGGACUGACCGGCUAUAGUGGACUAGCAGGAAUGAAAGGCCACAAAGGUAUCAAAGGCGAACCUGGAGAACCAGGAAGACAAGGACAUAAGGGUGAAGAAGGGGAACAAGGGCCCCCUGGAGAACCUGGAGCACAAGGAAAAACUGGUCCACAUGGACUAAGAGGCAUCACUGGUUUGAUGGGUUCUAAAGGUGACAGGGGCUUCCGUGGGAUAGAUGGUGACUUGGGUCCUCAGGGCAUUCAAGGAGCUCCUGGUGAUCGAGGGCAAAGAGGAAAAGUGGGUGAGACUGGACCAAACGGAGCUCAAGGGCCUCUGGGACUUCGAGGCAUUUUAGGUUUACCUGGACCCAAAGGAGAACCUGGUUUGCCAGGAAUAGACGCUCGUGAGGGUAUUCCAGGAUUGCCAGGCGUUAAGGGUAUCCCUGGCAAAGUAGGCCCUCCUGGUGAAGCUGGCCUUCAAGGCCUGCCUGGUUUGCCAGGCAUUCCAGGUGCAAAGGGUGAGAGUGGGCAGAAGGGAAACUCUGGUGAUCCAGGUGUGGCAGGACCAAUUGGGAACAAUGGGAAAUCAGGUGAACGUGGCGAACAGGGAGAAGUGGGACCAGUAGGACCAAGAGGUGGGCCAGGUGAGAGAGGGGUGAGGGGUCCAGAUGGGCCGCAAGGGCAGCCAGGUCCAAGGGGACCUAAAGGGAAUCUCGGUCUACCUGGCGUUCCAGGUCCAUCUGGUUUUCGUGGUCAGCAAGGCGACAGGGGCGCAGUUGGUCUCACUGGUCCAAAAGGCGAGCAGGGAGCACCCGGUGAGGAGGGCGCUCCAGGAGAAAGAGGGGACGUAGGUGAUCAAGGGGAACCAGGAGAGAAAGGUUCGGUGGGAAAACCAGGUGAUACAGGAAACAAAGGUCCAGAGGGAAUGCGUGGACAGCAGGGACCUGAAGGUGGACCAGGUCAGCCAGGACCCAGAGGCAUGCAGGGAGACCGAGGAGAACGCGGCUUACCUGGUGCACAAGGACGACCGGGUCGAGGACCAACAGAUCAACACAUCAAGCAGGUCUGCAUGAGGGUUAUGCAAGAGCAGCUCGCUCAGCUUGCAGCAAGCCUAACGAGGCCUCCGUCUGGCAUUGUCGGGAUGCCAGGUCCUCCCGGCCCUGCCGGCCCUCCUGGCUCGCCUGGAGACAACGGCUUCCCGGGACACACUGGAGCCAGAGGAUUGCCAGGUCUUAAAGGACCUCCUGGACUUAUUGGACUAAAAGGACCUAAAGGUGACAUGGGAGACAGAGGAGACAGAGGGCCUACAGCACAAGGGCCUAAAGGCAUUCCUGGACCACCAGGUCUUCCAGGUGAGCCCGGGCAGCCCGCAUAUGGCAACGAUGGGCGUGAUGGUAUGAGAGGGCCUCCUGGUGUAUCAGGAAUUCCCGGCAUUCCAGGACCUCCUGGGCCUCCUGGGCUUAACGGAUACUGCGAGCCAUCACAGUGUGUCCUCAGCCCAGUAGCACCGCCAUCUCUCAAAGAGUCCAUGAUGAAGGGACCAGACGGACUUUAAAGUGGCUGCAGAAUUGAAGUUCAGAGACUAACAGAAGGGAAACCCUUCACCAAUGGAGUCUUUAUUUUGAGGGGUAUCCAGUGUAGUACUUUUUCUGCAAUCACAGUGUGAUUGAUAUUUCCAUAGUGCAUUCUGAUUUUCCUUAAAGAUAUACCAUGGAAGAUUUUAUGCCUUGAAAUAUUUGUGAGACAUCUUUACAUUACAGGGCUAAACGUUCCAGUAUGCAGAAAUGGACUUCCUAUAAAAAUGGACUUCCUAUAAAAGACAUGAAUUAAUUCUUUUUAAAUGGUCAGUCAUACAAAAACUUACAUGAUACAUCCAGGGGAGUUAUUUUCCAACUGAAGUAUACCAGUCCACUCCUAUCUUUACAGAGUAACCAUAAAAAUCAUGAAAUGUACUAAAUCUUCAUGUAUAGUCACAUUGAAAAUGCAAAAUGUUUAUACACUAGUACAUAAUGUAAAUACAGUUUAUCAUUACCUCAAAUUGACUGUUCUUCAUAUUCUCCAUGCCAUUUUUUUAAAUAUUCAGAAUUAAAAAAAUAUUUCUAAAUCAGUGUAAAUCAUUUUAAACAUUCAAUUUGUUCAAUUACGUGUAAUUAAGUGUUCAUCUUCUUAUUACCCCGUAAGUACAGUCUACUAGUUACAUUCAGUGUGUGAACUUUUCAAUGGUAUUAUUUAUUUUCUAAAAGGUUCAAUGUCACACCAACAUUUGUGAAAAUGGGUAAAUAAAUGGUUUUGAUAAAGCUCUGCAUGUUUUUGUAUAUGAAGAAUGUAUGUUAUUGAACAAAUUCACAUGCAAUGUGCAGACAACUCAUGUCCUCAGUGUAUUCCUUUAUUUUGUUUUCUCUCAUCAGUGAUCAGUUACAACUUCUCUCACUAUACUAAAACACAUACCCAGUGAUAGUAUAAAUAGCCAAUCUAAUAGUACACGUUUCAAAUACCGUACAUAAAUCAAGUAUCCAAGUAUUUAAGUUACGCACAUCAAAUAAAAAGGCAUACAAAAUAUCGCAGAGGUCCAGUUCGAAGCCAAAACACAAAAAUCACACUAUUGACAUGGCAGUAAUUAGUAAACGAAGUCUGGAUAAACGACACAAACUAGAUUCCAUACCUUCCACAUACACACAAUUAUUCAAUAUAUAUAUAUUUUUUUUGUAAUUCAUGAUUUUCCUGCCGUAUAUAUAUCUGCAGCUGUUUUCACAAGUGAAGCUUCUCCAAAUGCCAUGGAGUCAUCCCCACAAAACGGCCUCCAUUCAUUUUAAUAAGGCAUUUUAAGAUCUUCGAAAACAAAAUAAAGAUUAAAUGAUACCUAUGCUGUUGUAUAGUUGUAAAUAAAAAAUAAAAAAAAAAAGAGGAAGAAAUACUGUUUGGCAGAG
Pangasianodon hypophthalmus (striped catfish) is the source of this 3517-nucleotide messenger RNA. RefSeq names its product collagen, type IX, alpha 1a (gene col9a1a). NCBI's taxonomy places the organism in Eukaryota, Metazoa, Chordata, Actinopteri, Siluriformes, Pangasiidae. The transcript is spliced from 32 exons. The record is from RefSeq and is a predicted model, not a curated record. Bases 94 to 2145 code for a protein of 683 amino acids.